Molecule: messenger RNA, 306 nt
Organism: Ogataea philodendri
Lineage: Eukaryota; Fungi; Ascomycota; Pichiomycetes; Pichiales; Pichiaceae
Exons: 1
Coding region: 1-306 (101 amino acids)
Source: RefSeq, a predicted model, not a curated record
AUGGUUAGGCCAAGCACAAAAGCCGUCUUGAUGCACAAGUACGUGGUGUCGCGCGCAAACUUCUCGUUGCCAGACCCGAUGUGUGACCCGACUCUGGUGGAGAUGGAACUGCUUAAUGCCAAUGGAACCUGGAACACCAGAGAUCCAACGGAUGAGCAGAUCGACUGCGCAGCCAGUGACGUUUCUCCAAAAUAUGCAGCAGCUAACGCCAUUGCUUCGUACGCAAUGUAUUCCGCCUCAAUUCCAACUAGGGAAAAUAAUGCCAGAUACAGCUGGUCCGAAAUAUUCACAAACAUGCGUUUGUAG